Messenger RNA from Daldinia caldariorum, 787 nucleotides. RefSeq lists its product as uncharacterized. Lineage: Eukaryota; Fungi; Ascomycota; Sordariomycetes; Xylariales; Hypoxylaceae. The record is from RefSeq and is a predicted model, not a curated record. The transcript has 2 exons. Bases 262 to 456 code for a protein of 64 amino acids.
AGCUAGACCACGACUCGUCGGGAUAACAUCUGGAAAGCAUAAUAAGAACCCGGGCUCUUCUUUCAACUUCCCCCUUCUCUCCUUUCUCUCGGCAGCUGGCUCCUCAUUCGACUUCGUUUCUCUGCGAAAAUAAUUUAUCAUAUUGUUUGCCUACCUAUAUAAAGUGCACAGGUGCACACUCACUGCAUCAUAAUUUGCACAUCUCGAGUUUGCCACCUACUUCCUCCACCACCUCUCACUCGGACUAGCCCAGGAGUCAACAUGAAAUCCACGUUUACAAUCAUACUCGUCGCGCUCUUAGGCAGCGCUGCGGGUGCUCCGUUGAAUAUCAACCUAGGGGCCUACUCGCCCGCCCUGGUAGUCGGUGAUGGUGCGAUUGGGUUUGAGGGCGCGGAAGGCAAAGCAGCUACCCAGGGGGCUGCGGCCCUGACUGGCAAAGGAAUUACUUCCACAUAAAGCGCGCUGAUGUGGGACUGGAUGCUUUUUAACUACAAGCUUGUUUGAUACUCCUUUCUGUAUGGAGACAAUGUCGUGGAAUGCCGAAGGAAAUAUGAUAGGGCGCUGUAAAAGAUUUAAUGAAAGAGGUAUCCUAGGAGCUUAUGACGAAGAGGAUGGAAAGGCUGUCACGUAAAAGAGAUAACGUUAAAGGAAGAUUAAGAAUGGGUUAUAAAGUAAGGGGGUUUUAACAUGUCGAGUUACUCUCUCCCGCCUUGUUGGUCAUCGCAAAUAGGGAGAAUAAGAGGACAUAGAACCUACCUAAACCAGAUAAAUAAAGGUUCAUAUGUAG